Chenopodium quinoa (quinoa) is the source of this 780-nucleotide messenger RNA. RefSeq lists its product as uncharacterized. Bases 1 to 780 code for a protein of 259 amino acids. Gene Ontology annotation, molecular function: RNA-DNA hybrid ribonuclease activity; nucleic acid binding. NCBI's taxonomy places the organism in Eukaryota, Viridiplantae, Streptophyta, Magnoliopsida, Caryophyllales, Amaranthaceae. The record is from RefSeq and is a predicted model, not a curated record. The transcript has a single exon.
AUGGCUAGAGACAUAUGGCAGCAUAGUCAAUAUAGGGGGUUAGUAGAGGAGGCUCCUACGGAGUCAUUUGCAAGCAGAUGGGUUUGGUUAGAUCAGAAGGUGCAGGGAGAUGGAAUCAACCAAAUAGCAGCUCUUAUAUGGGUUGUCUGGCGAUGCAGAAAUCUGUUCCUAUUCGAAGGAAUUCGAAGCAAUCCGAUAGUGCUGGCUGGGAACCUCUGCAAAUGGGUGGCUGACUACUGUACCUAUGCAAAAUGCGUGUUUUAUCCUCACAAAAGGGUGGGAGUCAAAAGCAAUAGUGAAUGGAUUCCCCCUCCAAGAGGUGUGCUUAAAUUGAAUGUGGAUGCGCACGUAGGUAGUGCAGGGAAGGCAGCUGUGGGUGUAGUGGGCAGGAAUGAGGAAGGAACUAUUAUAUUAACUGCUACCCAACCAAUUUUCCAACAGUCUCUAGAGAUUGCUGAAGCCGUUGCUGAUAGAUAUGGGAUGAUCAUUGCCAGAAGAUUUGGGUUUGAGAAUAUAUGGAUCGAGUCGGAUUCUCUCAACGUGAUAUCAACCAUCUCAUCUAGUUCGAAGGGUUAUGCCCCAAUCUUUAAUGUAUUUGAUGAUAUAAGGCAUUGUAGAGCUGGAUUUUAUAGUUGUAUUUUCUCUCACGCUAAAUGUAGUUGCAACACUGUUGCUCAUCUUGUUGCUAGGGACUUUACAGGGGAUCACACAAAGCUCAUACGCUUUGACUCUUUCCCCCAAAGCAUUGUAUCUUUAGCGAAGAUGGAUUUACCGAAUUAA